This is a messenger RNA of Vicia faba (fava bean), 573 nucleotides long. NCBI's taxonomy places the organism in Eukaryota, Viridiplantae, Streptophyta, Magnoliopsida, Fabales, Fabaceae. The record is from the annotation of a GenBank genome assembly.
AUGAACAAUGUGGUGCUUCUUAGAAAUCUCUUGGAUGAUAUUAUUCGUCAUCCGAAGAAGUUUUGGGUGCAGGUGUUGUCUCAAAAAUACUUGGAAAGGGAAAUUUUUCCUGAAGUCAAUAAGAAUUCGAAUGAGUUGUAUAUUUGGAGGGGAAUUUUGAAAAGAAAAAAGAAUUUGGGGAAGGGAUUCCAACCACAGCUAGGCCUGGGAGAUUCACUGUUUUGGUAUCAUAAUUGGCUAGGUUCUGGAAAGCUUUGUAAUAGGGUCCCUUUUGUGCAUAUUUGUGAUACUCAAUUGCACAUACAUGACGUAUGCAGAAGUGGAUUUUGGAACUUUGGAAUUCUAUACACAAUUCUGCCCCCAGAUACUCGCUAUGUGAUUAUUAAGGUGGAUAUUCCAAUGGAAUUUACAAGCGCAAACAGAUUCGGUUGGAAGCAUAAAGCUGAUGGGUUAUAUACCACAACAUCACCUUACCACCUUUUAAAGGGAUCUAACAUGGUUGAAUCCGCUGUAAUUGGAGGAAGGUAUGGAGUCGUAAAGUCCCAGAAAAAAUUAGAAUAUUUCUCUGGUUAA